AUGAGAGUAAUUUCACAGCUUAGGGGUCAAUCACAAAUGGUGAAAGAACUCAAUUGCUGGGCAAAAUAUUCAUGGUACCAUGUGGGAUUCGGUCAUGUACUCCUGCUUGGCUCGGCCGGAAGUGGAAAGACUUCUGUCGCAGCAUUACUCGCUCAGGAUCUCGCCAAAGCCCACUGCUGCCUUGUUACACGCGUUGACUGCAGCUCCUGGAAAGGAAAGUCAGCAGAAACCAUUGAGAAAAGUCUUGUUGCUGAAAUAAAAUCGCUGUCAAAGCGAACGCCAAGUUUACUGAUACUCGACGAUUUUGAAUUCUUGAGCCAGUCCAACGGAGAGGACCAAAGAAAUUUGGGCACUGAGCGAAUUCUU
Ostertagia ostertagi is the source of this 366-nucleotide messenger RNA. The record is from the annotation of a GenBank genome assembly. NCBI's taxonomy places the organism in Eukaryota, Metazoa, Nematoda, Chromadorea, Rhabditida, Trichostrongylidae.